Ostertagia ostertagi is the source of this 1515-nucleotide messenger RNA. The record is from the annotation of a GenBank genome assembly. NCBI's taxonomy places the organism in Eukaryota, Metazoa, Nematoda, Chromadorea, Rhabditida, Trichostrongylidae.
AUGUGGUGGCACGGCCCUAGCUUCAUACUCAACCAGCCUACAAAAUGGCCUAACACAGAUAUGGACUUCAGCGCUAAAACCAUUCCACCUAAGGAAGCGCAAGAAGAAUUCAAGUCCGUAAUAAACACAUCCAUUGACACUUAUAAAUCGUUUAUCCCAUUCAUUAAGACUAGUUCAUACGAAAAUCUAGUUAGAAUAACUUCUUACGUUCUAAAAUACAUAUCCAUCCUCUGGCGGAAAGGCAGAAAAGGCGAGUCAACCGAGGAGAACAGCCAUAGGAUCAUCACCUUGAUGUCGGAAACGCAAACGAUCACUACAAGCGACAGGAAAGCAGCAGAAAUUCUUCUACUUCGCGAACACUACCGCGAAGAAGUGCUUCAACUGCAAGGUCGCAUAGUCCAGCGUCUCCAGGUGUCGAUGUGCGACGAUGGAAUUUACCGUGGAGAUCUUCGAAUGGCAAAUGCAGAGAUCUUGGAUACAGCCAAGAACCCAAUUCUACUUUUGCCGAACCAUCAGCUUACCAGACUGAUCGUCACGGACUUCCAUCAGAAGCUAUUCCACGCCGGAGUUUCACACCUCAUAUCCGAACUCAGAAAUCAUUACCUCAUUCCGAGGGUUCGGAGAGUGGUCAACGCUGUCAUCAGAAGAUGUGUAGUUUGCAGAAGACACCAAGGAAGAUCCUUCUCGUAUCCUCGCAUUCCUGACUUACCAAGCCAGAGAGUAGUCCGGAGUAGACCAUUCCAAAACACAGGUCUAGACUACUUCGGACCCCUCACAGUUCGCCAAGAAUUCGGACAGGACAAAAAAGUCUGGGUAUGUCUCUUCACAUGCAUGGCAACCCGUGCCCUGCAUCUCGAGGUUGUAGCCGAUAACUCAGCACCACAAUUCAUCCUAGCCUUUCGAAGGUUCAUAGCACGUAGAGGAAGCCCAACCUUGGUCUUAAGCGACAACGCGCCUACCUUCAAAAUAGGAAAGGAAAUUCUGGUGAACGAGCUACAAGCUGUGAGAGAAUACCCAGCAGUCCAGCAGUUCACCAAGAUAGAGGCCACACUUAACACAAGGCCAAUUACUCCAGUUACCACGGACUCAACGGAAGAUUCAUUUGUACUACGGCCAAUCGACCUCAUUAACCCCUAUUUCACACCUCCCAACUCAGGAGCAUUCAAUUCAAGUGACCGAUCAAUAAUCUCGGACUCACAUGAAGAAAUCAUCAAUUCGUAUGUACUACUACAGGACACCCUAAAUACAUUCUGGAACCAUUGGCAGAAGGAAUACCUUCAGAACCUUGCGGAAAGAAAUCAAAAAAGAUCAACUCUCAGACAAGGUGCCAAAGACAUGCCAAAAGUCGGUGAUGUAGUACUCAUCAAAACGGAGAAUACACAAAGGUCGCAAUGGCCACUAGGUCUCAUAAUACAAAUCAAUGAAUCAGUCGAUGGAUCAGUUCGAUCAGUAAGGAUAAAAACAGGAAAUAACAAAGUUCUCGAUCGAUCAGUCAAUCAGCUGAUCCCUCUGGAA